Lates calcarifer (barramundi perch) is the source of this 1003-nucleotide messenger RNA. It is a transcript of the gene ggctb, whose product is annotated as gamma-glutamylcyclotransferase b. Lineage: Eukaryota; Metazoa; Chordata; Actinopteri; Centropomidae. The record is from RefSeq and is a predicted model, not a curated record. Gene Ontology annotation, molecular function: gamma-glutamylcyclotransferase activity. The coding region runs from base 146 to 700 and encodes 184 amino acids. The transcript is spliced from 4 exons.
CUCUCUCACCUCAGCCCUUCUCUCCUCCAAACACUCAGCUGUGGCUCCACUCGGCUCUCCGCCUCUGUCAUCACUGCUUUCCUCUACCUGUUCAUUCUCCACCUUCCUUGUUCUCAUCUCACUCCUGCCAACAACUGGUGACAACAUGGAGAAUAAUCACACCUUCCUGUAUUUUGCAUAUGGCAGCAACCUGCUGAAGGAGCGGCUUCAGCUCAAGAACCCCUCUGCCACAGUGCACUGUGUGGCCAGGCUCAAGGACUAUAAAUUGGUGUUUGGGAACCAUAAAGGCCUUGCCAGUGACCGGUGGCAUGGAGGUGUGGCCACCAUAGAGCACAGCCCAGGGGACGAGGUGUGGGGUGUGGUGUGGAGGAUGAACAUGUCUGAUCUUGAGUCUCUAGACAGCCAAGAGAACGUGACAUUAGGUGCGUACAGUCCUGUGGAGCUAUCAGUGAAGACAAAAGGCCAGGAGCUCAACUGUCGUACCUACAUAAUGAACAGUUGUGUGUAUGCCCCCCCAUCACCACAGUACCUCCAGGUGAUUGUGAUGGGAGCAGAGCAAAACGGUUUGCCAAAGGACUACCAGGAGAAGCUGAGAGCAAUCAAGACCAACAUGUAUGAGGGUCCCCUACCCAUGAUGGCUGAACUGGAGAGAGCUAGAAGAAGAGCUAAAGAGAGGGCCAGCCACUACUCUGAUCCCUGAUAAUUCAGCAGAAUCCAGGUCCACUUUCAUUUUAGGAAAGUCCUUGUAACACUGUAUUCAACCUGAUACUGUAGCUUAACAGGUUCACCUUAGGUGGCCGCCUCAUGCCUGACUUAGCUCACUUUAAUUCCAGCAGUCAGGUCUAUGACAGUGUCCACCAUCAGCCACUGAUUACACAGCGCAGCAGUGGUGGUUCUGUGGUCUAAUUUGACUUGUACAGAUGAAAAUGGCAGAUUUAUAUACAUCAACAGAAAGAACAAUCAAUAACAAUAUUUAAUGCUUAUUUCUUGCAUGUAACAUAAC